Molecule: messenger RNA, 1507 nt
Organism: Scaptodrosophila lebanonensis
Lineage: Eukaryota; Metazoa; Arthropoda; Insecta; Diptera; Drosophilidae
Product: transmembrane protein 53
Exons: 3
Coding region: 306-1388 (360 amino acids)
Source: RefSeq, a predicted model, not a curated record
CAGAAGGUCAAGUAUUUUCAUGCACACCGCGUGUUCUGCUAAAAGUAAGUUGCGUAUUACGUUUCGGUUGCGGCUGCAGAAAAAUCAAUGAGUUGGAACACGUCCUUUGAAUACUAUGCCAUUGACAAUUCCAAUUAAAUAACGCGACAUAAAAUCAAUAGGGCCACCGCUUUUCCCCACUCCUGCCGUUCGUUUGUUCCGCAGCAGGCUUUGCGUAACCGAAUAUCAAACGUUUUGUCCGAGCAGCGCAGCAAAGAAAAAAAGUUAGGGAAACCCGUAUCGAGAAGCAAAAUUUAGAAGCAAUUAUGUCGCACCCAUAUGGCCUCACACCGGAUGAUAUUGCCAGUCAGUAUGGCGCCACCAUAGUGCCGACACAAGCGACUCCAGCUAAUGUUAAUCAACGCCUGGGUAGUGCGGCCCCCCACCAAAAGCGGCGGGCAGCGGAAGAAACAACAAUCGUACCACGUAAAGAUAGUCUAGAGUAUUUCAUAAAGUUUCCCAAACCAAUUGCCGAAGGCGAGUCCGACUUUGUGUUUGUUAACGAGGAAAACAAUGUGCCCAUUGUAAUGCUGUUGGGUUGGGCUGGCUGCCAGGAUCGAUAUUUAAUGAAAUACUCCAAGAUAUACGAGGAGCGCGGCUUGAUAACGGUGCGGUAUACCGCUCCGGUGGACACGCUCUUCUGGAAGCGAAGCGAAAUGGUGCCGAUCGGCGAAAAGAUAUUGAAGCUCAUUCAGGACAUGAACUUCGAUGCACAUCCGCUCAUAUUUCAUAUAUUCUCUAAUGGUGGCGCCUAUUUGUAUCAGCAUAUCAAUCUGGCGAUGCACAAGCAUAACUCACCGCUUCAGGUGCGCGGUGUAAUCUUCGAUUCAGCUCCGGGUGAGCGUCGCAUGCUAGGACUGUACAGGGCUAUAACGGCCAUAUAUGGUCGGCAGAAGCGUUGCAACUGCUUGACGGCACUGGCCAUUACGAUAACGCUGAGUAUCAUGUGGUUCGUCGAGGAGGCGUUCGCCGCCUUCAAAAGCUUGUUUGUAAAGUCCACGCCACUGCAUGCCAGUCCGUUUUACGAGCUAAAAAACGAGGCCAAUAAGAAUCCGCAAUUGUUUCUGUACUCUAAAAGCGAUGUGGUUAUACCUUACCGAGAUGUGGAAAAAUUCAUUAGAAUACGGCGCGACCAAGGCGUUGAUGUCUCAUCCGUUUGUUUUGACGAUGCCGAACAUGUUAAGAUCUAUCAGCAUUAUCCCAAACAGUAUAUUCAGUGUGUCUGCAACUUCAUUUCCAAUUGCAUGUCUCUGCCCGCGUACAAGGUUGCAGAAGCAAACCUUUCCCCCGCGCCUGACUUAAUGCCUGAGCAACAGCCAGGAUCGCACACUUCAAAAAAAUACGAUUAGGUUUUCGUCUUAUAAUAGUUAAAUGUGAUAGUUCUUUCAAUUUAACAGCUAACAGCAAGUAAAGCGCACUAUUUUAAACGCAUAAUUUUUGCAAAUAAUAUAACAAAUUUAAGCAGCAA